Molecule: messenger RNA, 1569 nt
Organism: Drosophila hydei
Lineage: Eukaryota; Metazoa; Arthropoda; Insecta; Diptera; Drosophilidae
Exons: 2
Coding region: 720-1502 (260 amino acids)
Molecular function (GO): DNA binding
Source: RefSeq, a predicted model, not a curated record
AUUAUAAAAAAAAAAUAAAAAAAACUUAAAUAAAAAAAUAUUUAUUUUCAAUGCAAAGGAGCCGCUGCAGUGUCAGAGGCAGAAGUUACAGAGAUUACCCACAACAAUAAUGAAAUGAGAUGCGAGAGAAAGAAAACAAAAAAAUAGAAAGUAGAACACAUAUUUUAGAUGUACGUCAGAAUUAAAUGUAAGAAAUUAAAAAUAAAAAGUAAUAAAACUGAGAGAAAAACGUAAAUAAACGCAAUUGGGAAAAACACACACACAGAGAGAGAAAAGUGACGGUAAAUUUGUAAUUGGAUAUGGAACGGGAUGGGGAAUCGAAAAGCGGUUGGCAGCACCGCCAGAUGCCACGUGCUGCGACCCUGGUCGGCAGCUGUCAAAGACGCGAGGCGACAAGGUAGAGUAAAGUAAACAAAAGCUCAAAAAGGAAAGCAAAUGCGAACAAACGCGAAGAAAACGAACCCACAGCGAUUUAUAUGUCAGCUGGCCCAAACCGAAACCGCUCGUCAGGGGGCAGGCACUACUGUCAAAUAUCUGGGGCUACCGAUUCGGAAAACAGACGCAGAUAGCGACGCGCGUGAAAAAGCAAAUUCGUUGAAAAUUAUAAACGCGAUAAUACAAAAAAAAGCCGGAAAAUCAAAACCGAAACUCGAAAUACAAUUCGACUUAGUGUUAAGAUCUGAUCAUCACUCCUUGCUGACCAAACACUCCUUCCGGCCAUGGAGCGUACUGCAGUGCCGCGUGGCAAACGCCCACGGGUUCAGGUCUCCAUGGACGACAAAGAGCGUGCCAUAGCACGCAUACGCAAUGGCGAGACCAAGGCUGGCAUCUCACGUGAAUUGGGCGUGCCAGAGUCGACGGUGCGUGGGUGGGUGAAGCGAGCCGAUCAGCGCAUGGCCCGCGAGGCUGGAGAAGGCCCCGAGACUGUGUCGCCGCCCUCGCUGGUGGCGCAUUCACUGAAGCUGCCCGCCAAGCGGGAUCACAAUGGCCAGCAGCGGACACGCUCCAUAGCGCCGAUGACCGUGGCCGUGCCGCUGCCCAUGCAGCUCUUCCAGCAGGCCGCCAACAGCCAGCUGCAGCUCAAUGGCUGGCUGCACAUAUUCAAUGCGGGCAUUCUCAACUUUACGCUGAUCGCCACCGCGGCCUACCUGCGAGCGCGCGUGCGCGGCACCACGGAUCGCCAGUCGCUCUGGCAGAUCAUCUGUGAGUAUGUGGACGAGGCUGGGCGCAAUGUGGCCGCCAAUGGUGGACAGUAUGUGGCAGCCGGAGGCGGAGCGACAGCAACAGCAAUAGCAACAGCAACAGCAGCAGCAGCAGCGGGCGCAACAGCGGCGGCAGCAGCAGCAGCGGCAGCGGCAGCGGGCAGCGCAUUCAGUCGACAGCUUAACUCAUCGCCGGCCAUGGGCCGCAAUGGCGGCAGCUUUGUGGCGCCGCGACUGCACAUCACGGCGGAGGACGACGAGGAUGCCAGCCUAGAGGCCGAGCUAGAGCCGAGUCCAUGACGACCGAAUCGAUUCGAUUUAUGUACAUGUAUAUGCAAAUAAAACGCCUGUCAAUGGGAUUAUGUUG